AUGGCCCCUUCUUACCAUACUCGCUCUAACAGUCUUCCUUCAAGACCACACCCAAUUCACUCAGAACUUGAUCAACAUGUGAGCAGAUUCCGGCCUUCUCAAGCUACUUCUACUUCAUCAUCAUCGAUAAGCCAUGAGAUAAAUGGUCUUCAAGAUUUGCAUGAUUGUGUCGACAAGUUGCUUCAGUCAGCAUCGCUUCAACAAACUUUAGCUCAACACGAGCAAAAGAAAUGGGUUGAUGAGUUGUUGAAUGGAUCUCUUAGACUCUUGGAUAUUUGUGGUAUUGCUAAGGAUUCGUUGGUACAAACCAAAGAAGCUGUACAAGGACUUCAAUCAAUUUUCCGCAGAAGAAGAUAUGAUGAUAUUGAGCUUACCAGUGAGGUUAAGAAAUACUUGACCUCCAGGAAGUUAGUAAAAAAAUCCAUCCAGAAGACCUUGAAGAAUUUGAACCAAAGAUCCUCUACAAUCGGUGUGGAAAAUGAGACAAGCGUCAUGUUAAGAAAGGUUGAAGCAGUCACUUUAAAUGUGAUCGAAUCGUUGUUGUCUCUUAUCUCAGGGCCAAGGGCUCCAUCAAAGCUAAGAGGUUGGUCAUUGGUUUCCAAGUUAAUGCAGCCAAAGGGGGUAGCAUGCAAAGAAACUGACAUAAAUGAGUUUGAAAAGGUAGAUGCUGAAUUGUCUAUUAUCAUUGCUUACAAGACAAGCAAAUCCGAUAGCAUUCAGAACCAACUUAAAGAAUUGGAGUCAAGUAUUCAAGAUCUUGAAGAAGGAGUUGAGUCCUUGAACAGGCGUAUGAUCAAAACCAGAGUCUCUCUUCUCAACAUCCUUAACAAUUAG
Molecule: messenger RNA, 834 nt
Organism: Mangifera indica (mango)
Lineage: Eukaryota; Viridiplantae; Streptophyta; Magnoliopsida; Sapindales; Anacardiaceae
Exons: 1
Coding region: 1-834 (277 amino acids)
Biological process (GO): root development; shoot system development
Source: RefSeq, a predicted model, not a curated record